GUGACAUUCUUCGUGAACGGACGACAAUUUUUCGCGAUGCGCGGCGUAUUUUUGUUGAUUUUUUGUUAUUUUUCGAUAGUUUUUGCUUCGUCAGAUGUGAUAAUCAACACAAAUUUGGGCUCCGUUCGUGGAAAAGAGCUUCGAACGUGGAAAAAUUCUCAAUUUUACGGCUUCCGUGGCAUUCGGUAUGGAAAACCGCCUGUUGAUGACUUGAGAUUUAAGCCUCCUGUCCCUGUCGAGCCAUGGAAUGAGACUUUUGAUGCUACCGAAGACGGUCCAAUGUGCCCACAACCGAAUAAAACUCGCGAGGAAUACUCUGAAGACUGUUUACGAUUGAAUAUUUACAUGAAACAGCUGCCAUGCAACCAGAAUCGGACAGAAAAUUGCUCAAAUUCGUUGAAAUCUGUGCUUUUUUACAUUCCGGGUGGCGGAUAUUACGUCGGAUCGGGCGUCAGUUCGGAUUAUGGAGGUCCAUAUUACUUGCUCGAGCACGAUAUUGUCCUCGUAACGAUCAACUAUCGUCUCGGCUUGCUCGGUUUCAUGAAUAUGGCGACGAAAGAAUAUCCCGGAAAUGCCGCUUUCAAAGAUCAAGUCGUGGCGAUGCGAUUUGUACGUGACCAUAUCACGAAUUUCGGCGGAGAUCCGAGUAAAGUGACGUUAAUUAGCAAUUCCGCGGGUUCUUUUUCGACGGCAUUGCAUCUUGUCUCGCCCAUGUCACGUGGGCUGUUUCAUCAAUUAAUUAUGGCGAGCGGCGGAUACGACGGAAAACAACCUUUUGCAUCAGAACAAUCGGAAGUCGCGAAAAAACAAGCAGAACUCUUCGGAUGCAACACGUGGAACGUCAAUGAAACUCUUUCUUGUUUGAAAUCCAAGCCAACAGACGAUUACGUUGAUACCGUUUACAAAUCCAUGUUCUACGGACUUGCUCCAUGGUCUCCAGUUGUGGAGAAAGAUUUCGGGCAGGAACGUUUUUUGGUCGAGCAACCCUUGGAAUCCUUCGAAAAAGGCAAUUAUGCAAAAGUUUCGUUGAUCGCGGGCGUCACAAGAGACGAACUUGUGGAAAAUGCCGUCCCGAUUGUACAAAAUCCUCUUCAUUCGCUCGUUUUUGACCUUGGAUGGUAUUUUGUGGUGCCUCGGGUCUUUGGAUACGAAAGCUGGACCUUCCGUUCGUUCAACAUCUCGGGAGAAUUGAGAAAGUUUUACGGUGUUCCGUCUCCGAUAAGAGCUGAUAAUGCUUUGGUUCCGCUGAGUCAGUUGAUUUCUGACGGCGGCGUUGGAUUCGGAACCCACAGAAUCGCAAAAUUCAUGGAAAAGUACAAACCAGUCUAUCAAUACAUGUUCAGCUACGUUGGCCGUUACUCUUAUUUAUAUUAUCCGGAUGACAAACCAUAUGGCGCUGAGCAUGCUGACGACAUGAUCUACCUCUUUUGCCGAAAUCGCGUCGCUCCAUUAUUCAACGAAACGGAUCCCGAAGCGCCAAUCAUCGAAUACCUCACUCGCCUAUACACAAAUUUCGUGAAAACCGGAAAUCCCAACGACUCGAAUGAUAAAUUCCUGCAAAAUGUCACAUGGAGCGCGCUAAGUGACACAAAUCGACAAUACUUGAACAUUGACUCCGAGUUGCUAAUUGAAAGUGACAUGUUUAAGGAUCGAUAUGAAUUGUGGGACAAGUUGUUUCCCGCUAAAUACCCUGUCCUUGACAAGCAGUGAAAAAAUAACACAAAAGAGGAAAACAUGCUUUUUAAUCGUUUUAACCACUUUUGAAUGACAUGGACAAUAAAUUUUGAGGAUUGAAGGAUUAAAAAUUUUGUAGUGACGCACUCUUGACGUGUCGACAAUUGUAUCGAUUGGGCAUGUAAAUGGUUUCGGAUUAUAAUUUACUGCCAUUAAAUUUUGAAAGGGUCAAAACUGCAACAGAAGCAAAAAAAAACGAUUAAAUUUUCAUGAUAUAACAAUUUAUUUUAAUAAUUAUUUAAUUAAUCAAUAAUAGUUUCAAUUUAUUUUUAAAUUUAAUUU
This is a messenger RNA of Culicoides brevitarsis, 2016 nucleotides long. Its product is annotated as juvenile hormone esterase-like. The coding region runs from base 37 to 1710 and encodes 557 amino acids. The transcript is spliced from 4 exons. The record is from RefSeq and is a predicted model, not a curated record. Lineage: Eukaryota; Metazoa; Arthropoda; Insecta; Diptera; Ceratopogonidae.